AUGCGCGUGUUUUCGAUAUGGCUCGUCUGGUGCGCUUCCAUGAUAUGGGGUGCACAAGCCGAUGAUGCUUGGGAUGAUUUCUCGAAUAAUCUCGCUACUGACCUCUCGCCGCUCAUUGCGCUAUUCGGAGAACAGGCCACAAAGCAAUUUCUCAGUGAAUCUCUAUCUCCGCUGGAUAACUUCAUCUUCGCCAUGGCUCCGCUCGGUAUUCUCACGGCAGUCGUUUCAGCCAUUCGUGUUUGCGGCAGCUCGUCCCUUCGCGCUUUCAUCGGACGAGCCCAGGAAGGAGGUGGCACUGUCGAGGCGGAGCUGUGCUCCUCGACGAGCCGUAGCGUCAGCGAGCUAUAUAACAAUGGAGGAAUUGCGCGCGUAUUUGGGCGGCCGAAAAUCCUGGAAGUCGUUCAAGACCCGGCCUCGAAUGACUUUUAUGACGACCAUGGAAAACGGAGCAGGUUUAGGGCCGGUAUCUUCACGUUCAGAGAAUACCGGUCGACCGAGAAAGGGGUCGAGGAGUGGACAGAGACUAGCAGUGGAAUUGGGACUCUCCUUGGGGAGAAGUCGACAAGGGCAGAGCCAGUAACAGAGGCCAAGAAGCUGGAUGCGGACAACGAGCUAGCAGCUCGCAACCCUAAUUUAUCACUGAAUAUUGGAAUCAAAAGACAGCCUGACUGGGUGUUCUGGGCUGCUGCGUUGAUUGGAUUUCUGAUACAGGCUGCGGUGCUAAUAUUUGGUGCGGUUGUGACAUAUCGUCUUCGCUGGGAUAAAGAUGGUCGUUCCCCAGACCCCUGGGCAUUCCCACUGAUGCUGACCGGUACCCUGCUACAGUGCAGCGGGAUGUUUCUCUGUGCUCGACUGGUCGAGCAGAGCACUAAGGAGCGCAGAUUCAAGAAGAAAUCAGACUCGCCAGACACACAGAGUCGGCUGCAUUGGCUACAGCCAGGAAAUCAGGCUGUAGGAGAUCAGGUCUUCGACGCAUUUGCUUACAGUGACACAAAUAAGGCUCUGGAUGAUUAUGUUUCUUCAUACAAAGACGAGGGCUAUGAGCCGGUCUUCCUGGUUUGGGUCGCGAUCAGUGCGACAAUGGGCGGAUUCAUUCAGCAAUUCAUCGGGCUAAGGGCGAUGCAUUCCUCGGUGGCGGUCUUUCAGCUUGGAGCCAUGUUGGUGAUGAGCAUCAUACGUGCCGGGCUUCGUGCUCGACGAUUUGAUAAAGAUGAGAACAAGCUUCGACAUAUUAUUGAGGAAGUCCAAGGCCAUGAACUUGACUGGCAAGCAUUGCACUUUGAAGCGAAAAGGUCCAACAGGGACCAGUGCUGGUUUGUCUUCAGUGGCCCCAUUGAAGAGCAAAGCGAUUCCAAGACAGAAGACGGAUCUGUUUUCAUCGGGAAACCGCAUGAUGACAAGGCUCGCACAAUUGCCGGGUUCAGGUCGAAAUGCGACACAGAGGAAGUAAAGCUCAUUUCGGAGGCCCAAAAAGAUGAGCACGAUAGUACACGAAAACAAUAUCCGGGACAACAACAGGAAUGGCGGCCUCCCAGGCCGUGUUUGGCGGUCCGCCUUUUCAAAUAUCGAGCCCGGCUGGCACAACUGACGAUGGCCGGAAACCAGAUAAGUACUCUGGCGACAUGGGACGAUCAGCAUGUGGAAGUUCGGAACUGUGCUAGGAAACUUCAGAUCCUCAUUGAAGGAACUGCGGAGAUCAUGUUUUCUGACACCAGAAACAUAAAAGAGGAGUGGAGAGAUGUAUCCUCUUUUCACUGGGCAUUGAGCGUUGCCACUGUUUUUUAUAGCCCACACUCGAAAAGGGAUCCUGUAUUCCUUGCAGUACGAAGGGAAACCGAGUCCAGUGCUUGGAAAGUUGAGCUUCCAGAGUUGGAAGCUGUGCUAGGUCUGUGGACAUGGUCUUGGAAGAACAGGCCUUGGAGAGGCCAUUGGGAGGGGAGGUAUCCAGGAGGCCCAAGCGGGCACAAUUACAAGAGGGUCAUAAGUAAGGCCACGCAAAACGAUGAGGCUGACCUCGUUCUAUGGAUGGAUGGCUUAAAACGAAAGCCCCAAAGAGAGAACAUGGUCGGCAGAAAGGGUGCUCCGUUAUUUGGUCUGAACUCGGUCAAGGCAGGCACGCAGGACGUUCUUACUGUUCCCGUCAACUGUUGUCUCGUGGAUGCCUGCGCUCAAGAUAUCUUUAUGUCCUUUCUCAGCGCAGCUGCCAGCAUCACCGACAGUUUCGGUGGCACGACGAAGCCGGGCAUGGGAUCCAAUGACUUCAUCUUGGUGAACGAUAAGCUGUCAAAACUUGUUCAGAUUUUUCUGGAAACUGGCCUUGGGUCAAGAGAAGACGCAUAUUUAUGUAUAGUUCCUGUGCUGCAAGCGAGGUCGCGACUUCCAUCAGCAAGUCAGUGCUUGGAUACCGCCAGGCUAGCGGCCUCUGAUGCAAGGAAACGAGGAGAUUGGAAACAUGCUCAUGCCCUGCUGGACUGGGCCUGGCGAAUGUCCAAGACUUUGGCCGAACAGCAGAAGUCAACGAUUGCACUUGGGGAGUUUUACCGCUGGGGAAUACUGGACAAGAGCGGCAACAACCGAGGUCAAUUUGAUCUCUCCCAGGGGAUAGCUUGGGUAACCAAGGAGAAAGGCAAGCGUUCAGCGGCAGUGGAGGAGACCUUGUUGCGCUACGAAGCGGUCUUCUACGCUAUCCAAACCCAGAGCCAGCUGCAAGGCUCUAGCAUUCUGGAUGCGAUGAGACAGAACCAGCACGUGGAAACGUUGGCGUUACUGCGGCAAGGAGUCAACUCCAAUCAGGUAGACGAAGAAGGACGCACGCCGCUCCAUUGGGCCGCCAUUCGGGGCUGGAUAGAGGUGCUCAUCGGGCUCUUAGAGAUCGGAGCAGCACCUGACUUGGAAGAUAAACUUCAACGGACAGCACUGUCAUAUGCUGCUGAAAGCGGAAACCUGAGAGCCGUCCGAGUGCUCAUUGAAGCAGGCGCUUUCCCGAACAAAGAUGAUAAGGCCCGUCAAACUCCACUCUCAUACGCUGCUGCAGGUGGACACGACUCGGUCGUUGAGUUGCUUGCAAAGGACACGAGAGUAGCUUGCAAUACCACGGACGAUGAGGGCCAGUCGCCUCUCCAUUGGGCUGCGAAAAAUAAUUGCUUAGCCUCAGUGAAGAUCUUACUGUCCACAAGCAAAGCCAAGCAGCAAUUCAUAGACGCACCAAAUAACGACGGGCUGACAGCGCUCAUAUUGGCGCUGAUGGGCAGAGCAACUGAAGUUGCCGUUGAAUUGGUGGACAGAGGAGCCAGUUGCGCAGUGCGAGUCAAGGAAAAACCGGCAUGGCAAUGGCUCAUUGAACAAGGCCAUCCGAAGCCCGCUAGGUUCCUUAUCGCGCGUCUAAACGAUGCUUUGGCUGCGGAAAACUCUCCUUUGCGGAACAGGGCGGACAUUUAUAUAUAUCCAGAGUCGGCAGCCGAGAGCAUCGUCGCAAGCCUUGGACCGGCCAGACUUCCGUCCACGGACGAAGUGGCCAUUACAGUUCUGGACGAGACAUUGGAAUCAACGCCGGCCACUAUAGAUACCAUGGUGCGUGCGGCACAGAACAUGUACCGAGCAUUGGCAAUUUACUCUGCGGUCGAAGGCCAGCAAGUCAAAGUCUCACACAAGCCCAUUUCGGAGGACGGACUGAUGGGCUUAGUACUGGCCAGUCAAUCCGAGGACACGAAAGUAACAGAAAAAGUCGUCAAAGCAGCGGCAGGAAACGGCAGGCACGGGUACACAUUCUUGACCUCGCUGCUAGACCAUCGACCUGACGAGGUGAAGGUCACAGAUGACGUGAUCACCGCAGCAGCAGCGAACAAUGCCUUCAAGGGCCCUGACAUUCUAGCUUUGUUACUAGCUCACCGGCGCGAGGAAAUGAGGCUUACGCCAGUCAUGGUCAAUGCAGUAGCAUCCGGCUACAGAACCCAAAAGAUUAUAGACCUCCUGCUAGACAGUCAAGGCGAGACAACGGUAAUAGCCGAAGACACCGUCAUAGCGAUGGCAGCACAUCGCCAGUUCGCCGGAAUGUUUGUGCGCCCAUUGCUGGCCUCUUACCCUGAGAAGAUAACCAUUACAGAAGAGGUAGUCAAGGCAGUAGCAGCAAAUAAGAGCCAAGGUUAUGUGGUUCUGACGAUGCUCAUGAGCUGCCGAUUUGGAGCACUUCGGGUUACAGAAGAUGUGGUUAUGGCAGCAGCAGCAAAUGGGGGGUACGACCAUGGAAUCAUGAAGUUGCUGAUAGUCUUCUGGCCCGGAGUGGUGGAGAAGGUGGCAGCGAGAGAUGAGAGGCUUCGUGAGUAUGUCUCGGCUUUGCUGGCUGAACCGCAGGAGGUGAAGAGGAUAGAGGAACUAGUCGAGAUAUCACGGUAA
Messenger RNA from Aspergillus mulundensis, 4392 nucleotides. Its product is annotated as ankyrin repeat domain-containing protein. The record is from RefSeq and is a predicted model, not a curated record. The transcript has a single exon. Gene Ontology annotation, cellular component: nucleus; cytoplasm. NCBI's taxonomy places the organism in Eukaryota, Fungi, Ascomycota, Eurotiomycetes, Eurotiales, Aspergillaceae. Bases 1 to 4392 code for a protein of 1463 amino acids. Gene Ontology annotation, molecular function: protein binding.